AGGCUGGCACUGGUGGUUUCGUGGCGAGAUCGAACCGUGACCGGUGCUCAGUUCUGGCAUAGCGUGCUCCGAGAUCGCAGGUGAACGGUGAAAGUGGUGCGAUUUGGCUGUAGUUUGGUGUGGUUGGCGUAGUAUUCAGUGUUUUUUUUUGUUUCUGGUGAGUUUUGUGACGUCCACCAGGAGGUUGCAUACGUGUUCGAAAGGCGGAGGAGAGUUUGUGACCAUUGGAGUUCAGUCGCCGGACAAACGCAUCGGGACGACCGCGUCGCGUCACACGCCAGCAGGUGAUCGAUUCCCAACUACCGCAACAGGCUUAGACAAUGAUGCCUGGACAGGAGGAGAAUGGACGGAUUCCGGCCGGGCCGACGGGCCGCAUUCUGCCCGCCGACAGCUACACCUCGACCGAUCCGGCCGUCCCGGUGAAGCUGCGCAUCGCCAAGGAAGGGUUGGCCUCGCUCGACCCCCUGUCCGUGCCGGACCUGAUGAACCGUACCGUGCGCGACCAUCCCGACCAUCCGGCGAUGGUGUUCCGGAACGCGCAGAAACAGUGGCAAACCGUGACGUAUCGCGAGUACCGCGAACGGGUCCACCAUAUGGCGAAGGUGUUUAUCAAGCUCGGGCUGGAGCCGCACCACACCGUGGCGGUGCUGGCGUUCAACAGCCCGGAAUGGUUCGUGUCCGAACUGUCGGCCAUUCACGCCGGAGGUAUCAUCACCGGCGUGUACACGACCAACUCGGCCGAAUCGGUACAGCACGUGCUGGAAAGCUCUCGGGCCCAGAUCGUCGUGGUGGACGAUGCGAAGCAAAUGGAGAAAAUCUGCUCCAUUCGUCAGAACCUGCCGCACCUGAAAACCGUCAUUCAAACGAUGCCACCGUACGCACCGUACGUCAAGCGGGACGAUGGCUUCUAUCGUUGGUCGGAGCUGGAAGAAAUGAACGUUGAUGAUGUGGAGGAAGAGUUUAACAGACGCCUUGCCAACAUCGCCAUCAAUCAAUGCUGCUGUCUGGUGUACACGUCCGGUACGGUAGGCAAUCCGAAGGGUGUCAUGCUCAGCCACGAUAACUUCACCUGGGACUCGUACGCAAUCGGCAAGCGGCUGCACCAGAUACGGUACGCCGAGGAGGUGCUCGUGUCCUUCCUGCCGCUCAGCCACGUCGCCGCCCAGAUGGUGGACAUCUUCCUGACGCUGCAGUUCGCCUGCACCGUGUACUUCGCCGACAAGGAUGCGAUGAAGGGCACGCUGCUCCACACGCUGCAGGAGGCGAAACCGACGCGCAUGCUGGCGGUGCCGCGCGUGUACGAGAAGAUCCAGGAGAAGAUGCUCGCGAUCGGUGCCCAGAGCGGGGCGGCCAAGAAGCUGGUGGCCGGCUGGGCGAAGAGUGUAACGCUGCAGCACCAUCUGGACGCCAUGGAAGGCAAACCGACCAACUCGUGGCAGUACCGUCUGGUGAAAAACUACAUCCUGUCGAAGGUGAAGGAUGCGCUCGGGUUUAGCCGCUGCCUAACGCUGGCAACGGCCGCCGCACCGAUGGACCGGGAGACGAAGAAGUACUUCAUGAGCCUGGAUCUGCCGAUCAUGGAAGCGUUCGGCAUGUCGGAAACGUCCGGUGCGCACUCGCUAACCGCACCCGAUAGCUACAACUUUGACACGAUCGGCAAACCGCUCGGCGGCUGUGAGACGAAAAUCGACAAACCGGACGAGCGAGGGCACGGUGAAAUCUGCAUGCGCGGUCGCCACGUACUGAUGGGCUACAUUGGCGAGGAGGGCAAAACGCGCGAAGCCGUCGACGACGAUGGAUGGAUGCAUUCGGGCGAUGUGGGAUACCUGGACGAGGCAGGCUUCAUGUACAUUACGGGACGCAUCAAGGAACUUAUCAUCACUGCGGGCGGUGAAAACAUCCCGCCGGUGCACGUGGAGAAUCUCGUGAAGAAUGAGCUGCCGUACGUGAGCAAUGCGUUCCUGGUGGGCGAUAAGCGCAAGUUCCUGACCAUGCUGAUCACGCUCAAAACGCAGAUGAACCUCGACAGCGGCGAACCGAAGGACGAACUGACGCCGGAAACGAUCGCCGCGCUGAAGGAGCUCGGCGUGGAGUACGGCAAGCUGAGCGAGAUCCAUGCAGCUGGUCCCUGUCCGAAGGUGCUGAAAGCACUCCAGGAGGGAAUCGAUCGUGCCAACCAGAAAGCCAUCUCGAACGCACAGAAGAUUCAAAAGUUUGCCCUACUGAAGUCUGACUUUUCCGUGCCUGGCGGCGAGCUAGGCCCUACGUUGAAGAUCAAACGUAACGUUGUGGCGGAAAAGAACAAGGACAUUAUUGAAAAGUUCUACGCAUAGAAACAAAGCCCGGCGCUUAAAUUCGGUUUAUCGACUUUUGCGAAACAAGUUGUGCAAUGUAUGCUAAGUUUUCUUUCGUUAUCGGUUUUGUUUUGCGAAGCGUACCGGGGCGUUCGCUUCCGCACACACACGCAACCCUCUCCGAACCGCACCCAGAACCGCACGAGACCAUUCGGUGAGGGGGUGUGCGUGCGCUUAGUGGUUUAGUGGUAACAUGUUUUGCAAAAUGUUUCCUUGCUUCUUUGCAAUUGAUAUCGUUUAAGAGUAUCGUAGAUAGUGUGAAAAACACGGACGGACACACACACACAGAUAUAUAACAAAAUUAUGUAAGCAUUCUGCAUAUUUCUGCGCUGUUUUUUUGUGGCAUUGCGGAAAGCGGAACACGAUGGGACUGGUGCGACACUAUUAGAACGGUAUGGCGGGUGCUAAAAAAGCCACGCUAGCCGCUACACACGCGCGCGCGCGUGUAGCGUGAUUGUUUAGCAUUAACGUUUUAGCCCCAGCGCUAAACAAUAAUUUCCGAUAAGUUUGUUACCACAUUUGUUUUUUUUUGUUUUCUCCUCAUCCCCUACUCGUAAGUUGUUUGGUGAUAUUAUGUAGAGUUGUUUACGCCCGGAGGUGAUGCAAAUCGAGAGUGAACGCAUAGUGCCAGACGCAAUGAGCGAACGAAUGGGCGAACGAAGCGUAGUGGUUGUAGCAGUUGUCCCUACUUUCGUCCCUUGUUGUAAUACUAUUAUGUACAAAGAAGCCGUUCCCGGACGAUGUAUCGCGCGUAAUGUCAAGUUAGGCCCAGUGGUUAGUUUGCGCUCCGAUACGUUCAAUCGAUACAGCGACUGGAGAUGGGAAGGACAAUUGCGCUCAACGCACGGACGGCUUCGCUGUAAAUAGAUGACCUGUUCGUGUAGGCUUUCUUAAUCGUCUAGGGAGCGCCACGAUUCGUACGAAAAGAGGAAUAAAAAUCCCAAACACCGACCGGGUUUGUUUUGUAAGACUAGAAAA
Molecule: messenger RNA, 3332 nt
Organism: Anopheles coluzzii
Lineage: Eukaryota; Metazoa; Arthropoda; Insecta; Diptera; Culicidae
Gene: bgm
Product: very long-chain-fatty-acid--CoA ligase bubblegum
Exons: 9
Coding region: 321-2333 (670 amino acids)
Cellular component (GO): membrane; endoplasmic reticulum
Molecular function (GO): long-chain fatty acid-CoA ligase activity
Source: RefSeq, a predicted model, not a curated record